Messenger RNA from Brassica rapa (field mustard), 1056 nucleotides. Its product is annotated as putative pumilio homolog 20. NCBI's taxonomy places the organism in Eukaryota, Viridiplantae, Streptophyta, Magnoliopsida, Brassicales, Brassicaceae. The record is from RefSeq and is a predicted model, not a curated record. Gene Ontology annotation, biological process: post-transcriptional regulation of gene expression. Gene Ontology annotation, molecular function: mRNA binding. Gene Ontology annotation, cellular component: cytoplasm.
AUGGCAAACAACGAUUCCUUUUCAAUGUCCAUCAAACAGGAGAACACGACGGUUCCUCCUCCUGCUCCUCCACGUGAAACUCCCACGGGGACUCCUCCACCAAGAGAAGCCAAUCUUGCUGAUGACAAGAACCAAUCUUUACUCAACUUACUUCGCUCCACCUCCUUAACUCCUCAAGAGACGGAGACGUGUUUGGGAUCCCUGGCCAACGUGAUGACUAGCAGCGAAGACUCAGGUGAUGCUCUCUUUCAAGAGGUGAUCUCAAAGCUAAGCGGAAUCGAGCUUCAGAGGAUGGCCGCGUUGCUGACGUCAAAAGCCGAUGAUCGCUACUUCUUGGAGAUGGCAAGAAACAAGAACGGCUCCAUCCGCCUACAGACACUCCUCGGAAAAUCAGACGACGCCGGCACCUUCUUCGUUGCCGCUAUCUUGCGUAACUUCUUCCACGUCAUGACGGACCAGCACGCGUCCCACGUCGCCACUCAAGGGAUGCGAGUUUUCGGCAUUAAGAAGAAAUUUGCAAUGCGCGACCAGAUCAUCUCCCACGCGGCUCUCCUGGCGUGUGACCAAUACGGCAGCAUCGCGCUCAAUGCAAUCAUAAGGGACGUGGCCUUUCUCUACUGCAGUACCGGACUCUUUGAUGCAGUCGCGUCCAACGCUCUCUUGCUUAGCAACGAUGCUUAUGGGAACAUCGUGGUCCAACAAGUGCUUAAACAUUGUAGCUUGCAUAGCACGUAUAACAUUGGGGUUAGCCUUCGUGGCCAUUACGUCGAGCUCUCAUUUACGGAGGGUGGAAGAUACAUCGUGGAGAAGAUUUUGGGGAGGGAUGAGACGGGCGUUUUGGUGAUGACAGAGCUUUUGGAGUGCGGAAGUGACGAGUUGGUGAGGCUGGCGACGAGUGAGUACGGGCAUUUCGUGGUGGAAACGGCACUGAAAGUCACCCGGGGGUUUUUGUUUAGGGGUUUGGUGAAUAAGCUCAAGCCUUUCCUCCCUCUCUUGUGUACGUCUCCUCAAAGCACCACCAUUGCACAAAUCUUGGAGUCCUUUGUUACAAACUAG